CCUUGUGACUAAAUCUUCCAUUUGAGUAGGAAGACAUCAGUUGAGCAAGAGAAGGGCAAUGUGUUACCAUGACUGGAGGACUAGCUGCUUUGAUUCUUCUAAGUACAUUGUCUCUGACUCAAACUACAGAUGUUCCUUGCCAGACCUCUUUGACUGUGGCUGAAGUUGGUGAUAAUUUGACCCUGACAUGUCCAGACUUUGGGAAAGAAAUUGGGUUGUUCUACUGGUAUAAGAUGAAUUUCGCACAAAAGGUCCAAACAGUUGCUUCAGGAACUUUUGACAAAAUAAUGCUUAAAGGACAAUUUGCCAACCCAAGAUUUAGUUUCACAAAAAUGGAUGAUCAUUAUUCUCUCAUCAUAAGGAACGUGAGCAAAGAAGAUGAAGCAACAUACCUCUGUCAAGCAGGAACGGCAUAUGAAAUGGAAUUUAUUAAAGGCACAAUUGUGAAUGUGAAUGAUCGGAAUCAGCAGAAACACGUCUAUGUGAAACAAAGUCCGGAGAAAGCAUCUGUUCAGCUGGGAGACUCAGUGACUCUGCAGUGUUCACUUCUCUCCAAGAACAAAGAAAACAGAGUCCAGUGUCCAGGUGAACACAGUGUGCACUGGUUCAGAUCUGGAUCAGGAGGAUUUCAUCCAGGUAUCAUCUACACUCACAGCAGCAGGAGAGAUGAACAAGAGGGAAGAAGCUGUGUCUACAGUUUGUCCAAAACUAUGCAGAACUCCUCUGAUGCUGGGACUUACUACUGUGCUGUGGUCACAUGUGGAGAGAUCCUGUUUGGUGAAGGAACUAAAGUGGAGACAGGACAAGAACUUUGUCCUCUUGUCAUUGUGCUUGGGACACUGCUGUCCUGCUGUGUCAUUGUGAUUGCUGCACUAAUUCUCUGCAGAAAGCAAAAGCCUGUUUGUGAACAUUGCAUAGGAGAUGUUUUCAGUCAUGCUGAACAUGACAGAUCAGCUGAGGAUCAACCAAGUUUUGUGCAUUUGCAGGAUGGUGAAGCAGAGGCAUUGAACUAUGUGGCGCUGGAUUUCACGUCAAGAAAAGCUAAAAGAUGGAAGAAUAACAGGGAGUCACCACAGGAGUGUCUCUACUCGGGCAUGAGGGACUAUCAGUGAACUGCUGUCCCCAUGAAGAAGAAGCAAUUGAUAUGUACAGUGUCACAUAAAAUAUUACUGUUUGGAUGAAAUGAGAUGAUUAUUAUUAUUAUUAUUAGUAGUAGUAGUAGUAUUAUUAGUUCUUCUUCUCUUGUCAGAUUGAUCUUGCAUAAUCACUUAAAAUCUGAGUGUAAUACAAAUAAUGUAAGUACCUUUCUCUGCCAUUAAAGAGAAAAUCCAUGUUCUCUGUUUAUUAUAUGAUGAUAUUAGACAGGUUUAUGAAUAACCCAGUAACUGGCUGAUGCUCAAGGAGCAAAGAGCCAGAAUUGAUCUCGGUAAAAAUGCCUCUGCUGUUAGCUUAGACAUCUCUUUGCCUAAACCCUGUUAUCCCUCUGUAACUUUAACACCAUUGUCAAUAACCAUUUUCUGUCUGUAAUUGCUGUCAUUAGGCCUGCAUCUUGUUUUGCCAUCAGCUUGAUGCUUUACUUACUUUUUAUUCCUCCCCCCUGCAAACAUCUCUGCUCAGCCGACCCAUCCUGUGUCAAUAAACAUGUCAUGUCAUGUCAUGUCAUCAUCUGCCGCUUAUCUGGGUACAGGCCCAGGUCACGGGGGCGACUGCCGCCCAGUUCCCAAUGCAUCGAAGUCCUACGGCACCCCCUACAGGUGGUGGGCCCAUGGUACUGGGGCUCAAACCCACAACCCCGAGAAACGGAGUCUCGUGCUCAACCAACUGAGCUAACCGGGCGGUACUCAAUAAACAUUUAAAUAAGAAAUUAAUAAAAAUAAUACACAUU
This is a messenger RNA of Toxotes jaculatrix (banded archerfish), 1885 nucleotides long. RefSeq lists its product as uncharacterized. The transcript is spliced from 6 exons. The coding region runs from base 69 to 1112 and encodes 347 amino acids. The record is from RefSeq and is a predicted model, not a curated record. Gene Ontology annotation, biological process: response to bacterium. Lineage: Eukaryota; Metazoa; Chordata; Actinopteri; Toxotidae.